UGGCCAGUGGUGGCAACGACUCCGCCGCCGGUCAGACCAGGCGGGCCCCGCUUUCGGCUUCCAAGGACGCCUGGGCGGCCAGAGGCUCCUCUCGGAAACUCACCGUCAGGACACGAAGGUGCCAAAUUCUGCCCGCUGCUGGAUGGGUAAUCGGAGGUCGGCUGUCGCUGGCCCGGGCGGCGUUAUCUUGGCGGACAACCACGUUCUCCCUGGUCAGAAGAUGCCACCCGUGACUUUUGCACGUCCUUUGAAGUGCGCUCUCACCGUGUCUUAUAUUUGCUGCUGCUGUCGCCAGGUCCAGGCAGCCAGGAGGAUGGAUGCUGUGCGGGGCCACUGGGGGCGGUUUGGCUUGCUGUGCGGCAUCUGGCUGUGGGUGAGCGCGGCCCAGCCGAGCACCCCAGCACCCACAGGGCAGAGCCAGGAGGUUCCCAGGCUGCAGUUCCGGCUGGCUGGCUAUCCCCGCAAGCACAAUGAGGGGCGCAUCGAGGUCUUCUACAACCAAGAGUGGGGCACCAUCUGUGACGAUGACUUCACGCUGGCCAACGCCCACGUCCUCUGCCACCACCUGGGCUUUGUGGCCGCCACUGGCUGGACUCACAGUGCCAAAUAUGGCAAAGGUGUUGGGCGCAUCUGGCUGGACAACGUGAAUUGUGGCGGGAGUGAGAAGAGCCUUGUGGACUGCCGGUCGCGUGGCUGGGGCAACAGCGACUGCUCCCAUGAGGAGGACGCCGGUGUCAUCUGCAAAGACGAGCGCAUCCCUGGCUUUGUUGACUCCAACGUGAUUGAGACAGAGCAGAACCAGGUGGAGGAGGUGCGCCUGCGCUCCAUCGUGGCCUCCCAUGCCAAGCGGCCGCUGCCUGUGACGGAGGGCGUUGUGGAAGUUCGCCACAAGAGUGGCUGGGCCCAGAUCUGUGAUGAAAACUGGGACAGCCGCAACAGCCACGUCAUCUGUGGGAUGCUGGGCUUCCCUGCGGAAAAGAAGGUCAACCGAAAUUUCUACAAGCUUUACGCGGAGCGGCAGCAGCUCAACUACCGCCUGCACUCUGUGGCCUGCACAGGGAAUGAAGUCCACAUCUCCAUGUGCUCCUUCGAGUUCUACAAGGGCAAUGCCACCACAGCAGCCUGCAAGGGUGGGAUGCCUGCUGUGGUGAGCUGCGUGCCUGGGGCCCCUUUUGCCAUCAGCAGGGCCCAGAAGAAGAAGCGACAGCAGCGACAGCAGGGGCAGCAGCGUGUCCGGCUGAAGGGCGGAGCCAGGCCUGGUGAAGGGCGGGUCGAGGUGCUGAAGGGUGGUGAAUGGGGCACUGUCUGCGAUGACCGCUGGAACCUGGUGACGGCCAGCGUGGUUUGCCGGGAACUGGGCUUUGGGAGUGCCAAGGAGGCUCUGACGGGAGCACGCAUGGGCCAAGGCAUGGGCCAGAUCCACAUGAACGAGGUGCAGUGUUUGGGCCCUGAGAAGUCCCUCUGGAGCUGCCCCUACAAGAACAUCACCCAGCAGGACUGUAAACACUCCGAGGAUGCUGGUGUCCGCUGCAACAUUCCCUACAUGGGCUACGAAAUGACGAUCCGCCUGAGUGGGGGGCACAGCCAUGUUGAGGGGCGGGUUGAGGUGGCGCUGGGGGCCAGGAGCAAUGACAGCCCCCACCAGUGGGGCUUGAUUUGCGGCGAUGGCUGGGGGACCCUGGAAGCCACUGUGGCAUGCCGCCAACUUGGCCUGGGCUUUGCCAACCAUGGCUUACAAGAAACGUGGUACUGGGAUGGCAGCAACGUGACCGAGAUGGUGCUAAGUGGCGUGAAGUGCGCAGGGCACGAGAUGACGCUGACCAACUGCCAGCACCACAGCGCCGUCACCUGCCAGAAGACGGGCACGCGCUUUGCUGCUGGAGUCAUCUGCUCAGAGACUGCCUCAGACUUGCUGCUCCAUGCCCCACUAGUACAAGAGACAGCGUACAUUGAGGACCGCCCUCUGCACAUGCUCUACUGUGCUGCGGAGGAGAACUGCCUGUCCAGCAGCGCCCGCAAUGCCAACUGGCCCUAUGGCCAUCGACGUCUCCUGCGUUUUUCCUCUCAGAUCCAUAACAAUGGCCGAGCCGAUUUCCGGCCCAAGGCAGGGCGCCACUCCUGGGUCUGGCACGAAUGCCACGGGCACUACCACAGCAUGGAUAUCUUCACCCAUUACGACCUCCUGACGCCCAACGGCACAAAGGUGGCAGAGGGACAUAAGGCCAGCUUCUGCCUGGAGGACACCGAAUGUGAGGAGGAUGUGGGCAAGCGCUAUGAGUGUGCCAACUUUGGAGAGCAGGGCAUCACGGUAGGCUGCUGGGACCUCUACCGCCAUGACAUUGACUGCCAAUGGAUAGACAUCACAGAUGUCAAGGCUGGAAACUACAUCCUGCAGGUGGUGAUUAACCCCAGGCACGAAGUGGCAGAGAGCGACUUCACCAACAAUGCCAUGAAAUGCAACUGCAAAUAUGAUGGGCAUCGCAUUUGGGUCCACAGCUGCCAUAUAGGUGAUGCUCUCAGUGAUGAGGCCAACAGGCGCUUUGAACAGUACCCGGGACAGCUCAAUAACCAGAUUGUGUAGGCCAAAGCACAAACGCCAGUAUCUUGGGCACCGUCUUGCCAACACCAGCUGCACGGCUGAGGAAUGGAAAGCGGCAUGACAGCAUCUGCCCACUGAAUCGUGGAAGCCCACAACAGACAGACGGCAGCUCACCUGGAACAGCCCUGCCCUGCCCAGCGCAAAGAGGUCACUCAAUCGAGGGGAGGGGAAACAAGAAGAGCAGAGUCACUCACCAAACACCCCCCCCCCAAAAAACCCCAGGAAGCCGGACACUCCUGUCUACAGAUGGCAGCAUCUGACCUUAUGCAAAGCCAAACUCGCAGCCUGGGGUGGAGGGGAAGGCAGGAAGGGGAAGGCAGUCUCCUUGCACCACUCAGGGCUCUCCUUACUGCUGGCUCCAGAGCGCCUCCUGCUUUUGCUCGCCUUCUGGUGCUCAAGAGGCUGCGGCCACAUCUUGCUUCCAAUAUAUAAAGUUAGUUUCCUUUCUCCCAA
Rhineura floridana is the source of this 3052-nucleotide messenger RNA. RefSeq names its product lysyl oxidase like 3 (gene LOXL3). Bases 143 to 2581 code for a protein of 812 amino acids. Gene Ontology annotation, biological process: inflammatory response; peptidyl-lysine oxidation. The transcript has 14 exons. The record is from RefSeq and is a predicted model, not a curated record. Lineage: Eukaryota; Metazoa; Chordata; Lepidosauria; Squamata; Rhineuridae. Gene Ontology annotation, cellular component: membrane. Gene Ontology annotation, molecular function: copper ion binding; protein-lysine 6-oxidase activity.